AUGGUGGAAAGCGAUAAUUAUAAAGAACAGACUAAACAGAACAAUGGGGUUGUUCCCAUAUUUCAACAAAAGAGGAAAGGUCGGGACAGAGAAGGUUUGAAGCGAAAAAAGCCAAAUGUUGAAUCAAAUACUCUAAAUAAAUCAGAUCAUUCAGAUGAAGAUGAGGACGAAGUGGACGACAUUCGAUCUACGAGGGACUACUUACUAUCCCAGCAAAAAAAGCAAGCCCGAAUGGUUCCUGAUGCAUCUUCGGAUCAUUACAAGAAGAAGGAAGAUCAAAAUUCUUCUAUAUCAAAAGACAUAAACGUAGAAUACUCUGCCAACUUGAAUGUGCAUGGCGAUGAGAUGAACACAUCCACAGUUAUCAUCCCAAACGAAUCUUCAAAUGAUGAAGAGAGUGCUCAUUUUAAGAAGCAAUGUACAUUGUCAUCAGACUUGUUUCAAUCGCAAAACGACUAUUCAAAAUUUUUACCUAAAAAGGAACCGAUAAGCAAGAAAGCACAGACUGGACCAGUCCGUCCGUCGCCAUCGUCGGCUGCAAUCCGUACGAUUACAGUGAUAGAUUAUCAACCAGACGUCUGUAAAGACUACAAGUUGACAGGGUUUUGCGGUUAUGGUGAUACUUGUAAGUUUCUGCACAUGAGAGAAGACUACAAAGCUGGCUGGCAAUUAGAUCAAGAAUGGAAUGAAGCACAAUCCAAAUUCCGUAAGGGUAUAAAAAAUGUGGACGGCGUUCCAAAAAACGAAAAAGAAGAGGAAAUCCCAUUUGUUUGUUUGAUUUGCAAAAAGGACUACAAAGACCCGAUUGUAACGGUUUGCAAGCAUCACUUUUGUGAAAAUUGUGCCGUAGAACGCUACAGAAAGACUCCUACUUGUGUACAAUGCGGUGCAGAUACCAAGGGAUUGUUUUCCAUUGAUAAACAAAUGAACUUACUUUUGAAGAAAAGAAAACAGGAAGAAACCCAUGGCAUCCAACCGAAGGAGGUUAAUAGGUUCCAACCGAUUUCAAAGGAAAACUUGGUUAGUGAUGAUAUUUUACCACAGGAAAAACAGGAUAAAGAAAUUGGACAACCAGAUUCUUCAGAUACUACUGUUGAUUCCGUAGCUUCUAAUAAACCAAUUUCAAGGUAUUCACUCGUUGAGUUAACGAAUGAAAACAUUAACUCAUUUAAACGGCUGAAUCAAGUUGUUUUGAAUACAAAUUAUAGCGAAACAUUCUAUAAGAACAUCCUAAAAGACAAUGAACUUUCACGCGUGGCUCUCUUUGAAAACAAAGUUGUAGGAGGCCUGAGUUGCGUUAAAAAUAGAGACGAAUUACUUUACAUAGCUACAUUUUCAGUUCUAGCCCCUUACAGAAAUUUAGGAAUUGGUUCGUUACUUUUGGAUUUUGCAAAUCGUUCAGCCCACAGAUUAGCUUUGGACGCAAUUACUUUACACGUUCGAUGUUCUAAUGAAGAUAGUGUUGAUUGGUAUACUCGGCGUGGUUUCAAGAUAAUUGAGCGUGUACCAAAGCUUUAUAAGCGAUUUGCUGACGGUGAUUCUGAUGCCUUUCUUAUGAGACGCGACCUAGACAGUUAA
Schizosaccharomyces osmophilus is the source of this 1578-nucleotide messenger RNA. It is a transcript of the gene cwf24, whose product is annotated as ubiquitin-protein ligase E3/GCN5-related N acetyltransferase fusion protein. The coding region runs from base 1 to 1578 and encodes 525 amino acids. Gene Ontology annotation, biological process: snoRNA splicing. The transcript has a single exon. Lineage: Eukaryota; Fungi; Ascomycota; Schizosaccharomycetes; Schizosaccharomycetales; Schizosaccharomycetaceae. Gene Ontology annotation, cellular component: U2-type spliceosomal complex. The record is from RefSeq and is a predicted model, not a curated record. Gene Ontology annotation, molecular function: metal ion binding; acyltransferase activity, transferring groups other than amino-acyl groups.